Molecule: messenger RNA, 792 nt
Organism: Antrostomus carolinensis (chuck-will's-widow)
Lineage: Eukaryota; Metazoa; Chordata; Aves; Caprimulgiformes; Caprimulgidae
Gene: SH3BGRL
Product: SH3 domain binding glutamate rich protein like
Exons: 4
Cellular component (GO): cytoplasm
Source: RefSeq, a predicted model, not a curated record
UCAUGCAGAGGAAGAACAGAGCAUAAGCAGAAGAUCUCUGUAUCAGGAAGUCAAUAAUUCAUAUCUGACAAUUAAAAAACAGCAACAAGAUGUUUUAGGUUUCUUGGAAGCCAACAAAAUUGAAUUUGAGGAAAAGGAUAUCGCUGCCAAUGAGGAGAAUCGGAAAUGGAUGCGUGAGAACGUCCCUGAAGACAGCCGGCCAGCGAGCGGGAACCCCCUGCCACCCCGGCUCUUCAACGACAGCCGGUACCUGGGGGACUACGAAGCUUUCUUUGAAGCUCGAGAGAACAAUGCAGUAUAUGCAUUUUUAGGCUUGACUGCACCACCUGGUUCAAAGGAAGCUGAAGCACUGGCAAAGCAGCAAGCAUGAAUUUCAACUGCCUUAAAUGUUCUGUAAAGGGAAUUUCCACAGCUUUUUAUACAAUAGUCCAAUUGUCUCUGCUUCAAGAAAUGUAGAUGUGAUUUCUAACGUUCGAUUGGUGCUUGCAGCGUCCACCGUAUCUAAGACAAAUUUGAACACAAGAUGAAAAUGGGAAUAUAAAGGUUGAGAGUACAGAGUGUGUUCUUACCAAGUUGGAAAGGUAGGAAACUGAAGCAAUUAGACAGGAAUGAUUUUCACGUAGUUUAAACUCUUUUGGCAAUUCAUUCAUUUUAUGUAAACUUCAAGAAACUAUUUUAAUACUAAGAAUACAAAUGGGGUUAUACUGAGAAAUCCAACUAUUUAAAAUAUGGAAAACAAGCAACAGCACCUAAAACCUUGGCAGAUACUAACUGCAGUGCCUGAGUUGCCUC